AACUCCCAGAAUCCACCGCGCGGCGGUCGGAGAGGUGAAAAUGGCGUCGGCGUUUUUAUCUCACCAGCAGAAAGUUCUGCGACUUUACAAGAAAUCCCUGCGACAUUUGGAGUCCUGGUGUAUCUAUAGAGACAAGUACCGGUUCUACGCCUGCAUGCUGCGGGCCCGCUUCGACGAGAACAAGCAUGAGAAGGACAUGGUGAAGGCCACGAAGCUGCUGAAGGAAGGAGAGGAAGAGUUCUGGAAGAGGCAGCAUCCUCAGCCCUACAUCUUCCCCGACUCCCCCGGAGGGACGUCCUAUGAGAGAUACGAGUGCUACAAGGUUCCAGAAUGGGUCCUGGACUACUGGCACCCAUCUGAGAAAGCCAUGUACCCAGACUACUUUGCUAAGAGGGAGCAGUGGAAGAAGCUGAGGGAGCAGAGCUGGGAGAGAGAGGUGGCUCAGCUGGAAGCUGAGACUCCUGCCGGUGGUCCCACCAGCGAGGCCCUGCCCCCGGCCCGGAAGGAGGGCGACCUGCCCCCCCUGUGGUGGCACAUUGUGACCCGCCCACGGGAGCGCCCCACAUAAAUUAAACUUGUGUCAGCACCUGGGACUGGACCACCCAAAAUAGAACUCUGUUUGUCUUCAGGUGUUUCCAUGUGAAAAUAGCAAUCAAUAAAUAUGACUAG
This is a messenger RNA of Synchiropus splendidus (mandarinfish), 669 nucleotides long. RefSeq names its product NADH:ubiquinone oxidoreductase subunit B9 (gene ndufb9). The transcript has 4 exons. NCBI's taxonomy places the organism in Eukaryota, Metazoa, Chordata, Actinopteri, Syngnathiformes, Callionymidae. Gene Ontology annotation, biological process: mitochondrial electron transport, NADH to ubiquinone. Bases 41 to 568 code for a protein of 175 amino acids. The record is from RefSeq and is a predicted model, not a curated record.